This is a messenger RNA of Orcinus orca (killer whale), 999 nucleotides long. It is a transcript of the gene TCAP, whose product is annotated as titin-cap. The transcript is spliced from 2 exons. Gene Ontology annotation, molecular function: titin binding; structural constituent of muscle; titin Z domain binding. Gene Ontology annotation, cellular component: Z disc. The record is from RefSeq and is a predicted model, not a curated record. Gene Ontology annotation, biological process: skeletal muscle thin filament assembly; detection of muscle stretch; sarcomerogenesis. Bases 44 to 547 code for a protein of 167 amino acids. NCBI's taxonomy places the organism in Eukaryota, Metazoa, Chordata, Mammalia, Artiodactyla, Delphinidae.
AGGGCAUGGGAGAAACAGAGCCCAGAGGGAGUGAGCGGUCAUCAUGGCCACUUCAGAGCUGAGCUGCCAGGUGUCCGAGCAGGACUGUGAGCGCCGAGAGGCCUUCUGGGCUGAGUGGAAGGAUCUGACGCUGUCCACACGGCCUGAGGAGGGUUGCUCCCUGCAUGAGGAGGAUGCCCAGCGGCGGGAGACCUACCACCGGCAGGGGCGGUGCCAGGCGCUGGUGCAGCGUUCCCCCUGGCUGGUGAUGCGGAUGGGCAUCCUGGGCCGCGGGCUGCAGGAGUACCAGCUGCCCUACCAGCGGAUGCUGCCGCUGCCCAUCUUCACCCCUGCCAAGGUGGGCUCCACCAAGGAGGAGCACGAGGACACCCCCAUCCAGCUGCAGGAGCUGCUGGCACUGGAAGCAGCCCUGGGUGGCCAGUGUGUGGACCGCCAGGACGUGGCCGAGAUCACCAAGCAGCUGCCCCCUGUGGUGCCUGUCAGCAAGCCCGGCGCCCUGUGUCGCACCCUGUCUCGCUCCACGUCCCAGGAAGCACAGAGAGGCUGAGAGGGACGGUGACUUGGGCUCCACAGUGCCUGCCCUGGGCUGGGCCCUUCCUGGCUAGGACCACGGAGGGGAGCUGCUGGCCAUGGAAGCUUUGUAGUUUGCCCAGAAUUGGGGGCUAGGGGAGGUGGGAGUCAGAGGCCAGGAUGCCUGGGUCUCCUGAGUUCCCACAGGGAGGGAGCAAAGACGGUGGGCACUAAGGGUGGAGUGCUGGGGGCCAGCACAGCUGAGUACCCCCAGGAGGAAAGGCAGAAAAUGCUGGUGAGGGUAAGAGGUCCCUGAGAGGAGUGACCCCAGUCUGGAUUUCAGCUUCAGAGAAGGUUGAAGAAAAAGCAUAAGGAAUGCUCAGGGAAGGAGGCCUGGAGAAGAGCGGAGGGAGGGGGACGUGAAGAGGGCCGAGGCAGGGUGGAGCUCCCAGCACCCUCUGUUAGCGCUGCAAUAAAUGCUCAAUCACA